GUGAUGAGGACUACACUAACAAUGAAAUAGUCGUUGCCAUGGAGACGAAUGAAGCAUCAACAAUGCUACAGCCGUUGCCGUGGUGAUUUUCUGCCAACUCAUACAUACAUCACAUUAGAAAACUCUAAAAUUAUCAGAUUAAGACCAUUAAUCGAAAUAAAAACUAUCCUAUCUCUCAAGUUGGAAAAAAUUACACAUAAAUGCCAAUUUUCAUCGAAAUCGGUUAAGUGGUUUAGGAGUCCAUUGAGGACAAACAUUGUGACACGAGAUUUUUAUAUAUAUAUAUAUAUAUAUGUAUGUGUGUGUGUGUGUGUGUGUGUGUGUGUGUAACUACUAUUCAGUUUUUUGCUGGUUACAAUAAAUGUGGAAAGACGUUAUGACACAACAAUAUCAUUAUUUUUAUAACAGAAGCAUAAAUAAUUUUCAAUUCUCAUAGUUAUCAAUGUAUGUUUAGCUGCUAUAGUUUUUGUUGUACAUCAGCAUACAGCAGUGAACAGUGGGGAUCGGGGCUCAGCUGGACUGUGAGAGUCAGCUAGCAGCGCCAGUGAGCCCGCGACGCCGGUCUUCACUGGCAGAUGCCAGUGCAGGCAUCUGGCAGAUGUCAGAUGUCACGUCGACCUAGUGAUUAUCGAUACCUAGCUGCCCCUCUCCCCCUCCAACUCUGAGACAAGGAGCCGCGGUCUUGAACUGGGGUCUCUGUGGGGAGGGGUGGGGGGUCCGGCGAGGCCACAGUCGAACAACAUUCCGCCCAGCUAUGUCUAUUGUCAUGUCCGGGUAAAUGGGGGUUCAGUUAUUGGGUCGUCAAAUUUGCAUGCCACGCAACCACGAGCCAGGGGAAAACCGCCCCGGGGAGCGAGCGGGGAUGAGGUGGCUUAGGGGAGGGUAGCUUUAACAUCCCUCCUAUUCAACCCGCACUGGUCGUGUGGGCAGUCAAGUUUUGAUCGUGUGACUGUGCUCCAUGUUAUGCUCAGAACAGUUAGGUCGCUGCCCCACCUGGAGCAGUGCCUGUGUGUCUACCAGUAGUAGUGCCUUCGUGUCUACCAGGAGUAGUGCCUGCGCGUCUACCAGGAGCAGUGGCUGUGCAUCUACCAGGAGCAGUGCCUUCGUGUCUACCAGGAGCAGUGCCUUCGUGUCUACCAGGAGUAGUGCCUGCGCGUCUACCAGGAGCAGUGGCUGUGCAUCUACCAGGAGCAGUGCCUUCGUGUCUACCAGGAGCAGUGCCUUCGUGUCUACCAGGAGCAGUGGCUGUGCAUCUACCAGGAGCAGUGCCUUCGUGUCUACCAGGAGCAGUGCCUUCGUGUCUACCAGGAGUAGUGCCUGCGCGUCUACCAGGAGCAGUGGCUGUGCAUCUACCAGGAGCAGUGCCUUCGUGUCUACCAGGAGCAGUGCCUUCGUGUCUACCAGGAGCAGUGGCUGUGCAUCUACCAGGAGCAGUGCCUUCGUGUCUACCAGGAGCAGUGCCUGCGCGUCUACCAGGAGCAGUGGCUGUGCAUCUACCAGGAGCAGUGCCUUCGUGUCUACCAGGAGCAGUGGCUGUGCAUCUACCAGGAGCAGUGCCUUCGUGUCUACCAGGAGCAGUGCCUUCGUGUCUACCAGGAGUAGUGCCUGCGCGUCUACCAGGAGCAGUGGCUGUGCAUCUACCAGGAGCAGUGCCUUCGUGUCUACCAGGAGCAGUGGCUGUGCAUCUACCAGGAGCAGUGCCUUCGUGUCUACCAGGAGCAGUGCCUUCGUGUCUACCAGGAGCAGUGGCUGUGCAUCUACCAGGAGCAGUGCCUUCGUGUCUACCAGGAGCAGUGCCUUCGUGUCUACCAGGAGUAGUGCCUGCGCGUCUACCAGGAGCAGUGGCUGUGCAUCUACCAGGAGCAGUGCCUUCGUGUCUACCAGGAGCAGUGCCUUCGUGUCUACCAGGAGUAGUGCCUGCGCGUCUACCAGGAGCAGUGGCUGUGCAUCUACCAGGAGCAGUGCCUUCGUGUCUACCAGGAGCAGUGCCUUCGUGUCUACCAGGAGUAGUGCCUGCGCGUCUACCAGGAGUAGUGCCUGCGCGACUACCAGGAGCAGUGACUGGGAGCAGCCCCGGGCGCACACCCUGCCGACGGAAGUCCGGUGGGAAGCGAACCCAUAGCCACCGCAACAUACAUGCUUUGCGCUCAAUUGAGAUAUUCUAUACAAAAUUAAACAAAAA
Bacillus rossius redtenbacheri is the source of this 2182-nucleotide messenger RNA. RefSeq names its product mucin-5AC-like. Bases 959 to 2122 code for a protein of 387 amino acids. The record is from RefSeq and is a predicted model, not a curated record. The transcript has a single exon. NCBI's taxonomy places the organism in Eukaryota, Metazoa, Arthropoda, Insecta, Phasmatodea, Bacillidae.